AUGAUGAAACUGCCGCCUCCUCUGUCGCCUCCGAUCCUCCGACUUCAUCUCAUCUCGCUCGCUCCUGGAAAAGAAAAGAAAUGCUCCAAUCUUCUCUGCGCCUCCCGCUGCUUGAGACUCGAUGGAGACGUCAGGGAGAGGAGCCAGAGGGGGGAGAAGGGAGAGGGGGCCGGUCUCCGUCUCCAUCUGGGUGUAAUUCCGGGGCUGCCGUGCCUCUCAGCCCUGGGUUUGUUCUAUGAAUGUUAA
Molecule: messenger RNA, 246 nt
Organism: Knipowitschia caucasica
Lineage: Eukaryota; Metazoa; Chordata; Actinopteri; Gobiiformes; Gobiidae
Source: the annotation of a GenBank genome assembly